Fusarium vanettenii 77-13-4 is the source of this 1200-nucleotide messenger RNA. RefSeq lists its product as uncharacterized. Gene Ontology annotation, biological process: transmembrane transport. The record is from RefSeq and is a predicted model, not a curated record. The transcript is spliced from 4 exons. Bases 1 to 1200 code for a protein of 399 amino acids. Gene Ontology annotation, cellular component: membrane. Lineage: Eukaryota; Fungi; Ascomycota; Sordariomycetes; Hypocreales; Nectriaceae. Gene Ontology annotation, molecular function: transmembrane transporter activity.
AUGGCUUCAAAGAUUGAUACAGCUCUUUCUGAUACCCUUCCUGACAAGGAAAUCGAGGAGCAGCAGCGCACCGCUCAAGAUGACAUUUACAUCGAUCCAGCUGCCGAAAAGGCUCUCCUUCGCAAACUCGACCGAUGGAUUGUUCCUCCCGUCAUGCUUCUUUACCUCCUCAGCUUCUUAGAUCGUGUCAAUAUUGGCAACGCUCGACUUUACGGCAUGGAAGAAGACCUCGGUCUCACUGGUGACCAGUACCAGAUUGCAGUUUCGGUGCUUUUCGUCACCUACAUUCUUUCAGAGCUUCCUUCGAACUUGGUCAUUAAAAAAUUCACUCCGUCGCGAUGGAUCGCGUUCAUCACGACUGCUUGGGGAAUUGUCGCUACUUUGACAGGCAUUGUGCAAGACUACAAGAGCUUGGUGGCCUGUCGCGUCAUCCUCGGUGCCCUCGAAGGUGGUCUAUUCCCCGGUCUGACGAUUUACCUCACAAUGUUCUACACCAAGCGCGAGUACGCCCUCCGAAUCGGCUACCUCUUCUCUUCGGACCAGAUGCACAAGGAGGAUGUGUAUGCCGGUCUUAAGGACUGGAAGAUCUGGCUGUUCUGCAUUGGUCAGUUUGGCGGAGACGUUAUUCUUUAUGGCUACUCGACUUUCCUGCCUACUAUUAUCCGAGGUCUUGGUGAUUGGAGUAUCGCGCAGGUCCAGGCUCUUACAAUCCCUUGCUAUGCACUGGGUGCUAUCAGCUACAUUGCUGUCGCCUGGCUGUCUGACCGCAGUCAACGCCGUGCAGUCUUUACUGUGAUUUUCGGUCUUGUUUGCACAACUGGAUAUGCUAUUCUCGUGAGCACUGCGCCAGGAGGUGUCAAGUAUUUUGGCUGCUUCCUCGCUGCCAUGGGCUUCAACAACCCUCGAUAUGGAAAGCGUACGGUCGCAACCGGUCUACAACUCACCAUCGGAAACUCUGCCGGUAUCCCAGCCCCAUUUUUGUACAAAACCCAUGAAGGUCCUCGUUUCGUCAAGGGACACGCAGUCUCCAUGGCCUUGAUUGCCAUGUCUUCGGUCAUCUACCUCUCAUUCUGGGCCUUCUUCCGUCACCAGAACAAGCGAAAGAUGGCUGGUAAGGAGGAUCACAGGGUCCAGGGUCUGACUGAGGAGGAGGCCGAGGAGUUGGGAGAGCACAACCCCCGAUUCCACUACACAUACUAA